Urocitellus parryii (Arctic ground squirrel) is the source of this 2752-nucleotide messenger RNA. It is a transcript of the gene Tmem64, whose product is annotated as transmembrane protein 64. Gene Ontology annotation, cellular component: endoplasmic reticulum. The record is from RefSeq and is a predicted model, not a curated record. Lineage: Eukaryota; Metazoa; Chordata; Mammalia; Rodentia; Sciuridae. Gene Ontology annotation, biological process: regulation of cytosolic calcium ion concentration; positive regulation of bone resorption; positive regulation of osteoclast differentiation.
UUUGAUACCAAGUUAAUCUUCUUCCUAUUUUUAACUUGCAGUUUUAAAAAAAAAUACUGAGAUUGAGAGAUUAACAACUUGAGCAGUUACACAGGUACUAAACCUGUUUUCCACCAGAGCCCAAGUUGUUAUCAAUCAAGUUAUGCUGAGUUUGAAAAAUUUCAUCAGGAUGUGUAUACAACUAAGAGAACCUGGGGAACACUAACAUUAAAAGGGCAAAAAAAGAAGAAGCCAGUGAGUUUGAGAAGGCACAACCCCUUAAGAAAUGUCCUCCUGUGCAUUCUUCCAGGGCCCCUAGUACAGUGGUACCGGCACUCAAUAAAGAACCACUGGAGUGAGAAGGAACAUUGUGUCAAGGGUGGCCUUUCAUACCCAAUUUCUUCAGCUCCUAAAGAGGGAAGGGAGGGUGGAGGGCAAUUAGCAAAUCCUCCGCAGAAGACACCAAGAAUCCCCCCCCCCCAACGUCUGCCAAGACUGCUGGGAUGGAAGUGCCACAGACUUGCCAACCCGGAUCAGGGUUUACUGCGGAAAUCACUCGAGGUUUGGACGAGAAUCCAACCAGCUAGCGGACAGGGGUCUGCUGGUCUGAGAAGAGCGCGUGCACUGACACGCAGGCACGGGCGCGCCCGUCUGGGAAGGCCGGGAGCGCGCAGUCCCUCGCCCCCCAAUUCAGCCCCAGGGUCCACUUUCCGCCUCACUGCAGCAGCUCCUGCCCCGGCGCGUGUGUUCCCGCGGCUCUUCUCCCCUCCCCGCGGACACGCAGGGSUCCAGGCGCUGGCUUGCCAACGCAGACGCUGCAGGGCCCUCAGCCUCAGGGGCUGUGCGUCACGGGGGCGGGGCCGGAACGCGGCUCGUACCCGCCCCCGCGCGCCCGCAGCCCCGCCCCUUCUGGCCGAAAAGGGGCGGACUCCGUCGGAGGGGUCUGGAGUUCCCCCUCUCUCUGCCCGACUGUCGCUCCUCAGCCAACUCCUCGCCCUUCUGCGGGCCGUCUCCCGUCACCCAAGCGGACGCAGGGAGUCGAGGCCCAGCUUGCGGGGCGCCAUGGAGGGCUGCCGCCUGACGGACGCCGCGGCGGAGAGGCUGGCUGGCUGAGAGGACCCGCGCCGGGCGGAGGCAUGCGGAGCCCAGGCGGGAGUCUGCUUCAGGCGCUCCCCCGGCUCCUGCAGCACGCCGUCCGCCCGGGCCGCGCAGAGCUGCCAUCCGGCUGGGCCCUGGUGCGGGCGGCGGGCGGGGACGACUCGGCGGACCGCCUCCCCCGCGGGGGCGGGGCGAGCGCGGCAGCAGCGGCGGCGGCGGCCUCGGGCGCCCUGCUCGGCGCCUAUCUGGAGCGCCACGGUCAGCCCGCGGCCUCUGAGGUGCCGGCGCCGGGCGGGGCCUUGGCGGGCGGCCCCGGGAGCUGCGGCGGCGGCGGCGGCGGCGGCGUGGUGGUCGGGGUGGCCGAGGUGAGAAACUGGCGCUGCUGCUGCCUCGGCAGCACCUGUUGGUGCCGGAGCCUCGUGCUGGUCUGUGUGCUGGCCGCCCUGUGCUUCGCUUCUCUGGCCCUGGUCCGCCGCUACCUGCAGCAUCUCCUGCUCUGGGUGGAGAGCCUUGACUCGCUGCUGGGGGUCCUGCUCUUCGUGGUGGGCUUCAUCGUGGUCUCAUUUCCCUGCGGUUGGGGCUACAUCGUGCUCAACGUAGCCGCCGGCUACCUGUAUGGCUUCGUACUGGGCAUGGGUCUGAUGGUGGUGGGCGUCCUCAUCGGCACCUUCAUCGCCCAUGUGGUCUGCAAGCGGCUGCUCACCGCCUGGGUGGCCGCCAAGAUCCAGAGUAGCGAGAAGCUGAGCGCAGUUAUUCGCGUCGUGGAGGGAGGAAGCGGCCUGAAGGUGGUGGCGCUGGCCAGAUUGACCCCCAUACCUUUUGGGCUUCAGAAUGCAGUGUUUUCGAUUACUGAUCUCUCAUUACCCAACUAUCUGAUGGCAUCUUCAGUUGGACUGCUUCCUACCCAGCUUCUGAAUUCUUACUUGGGUACCACCCUGCGGACAAUGGAAGAUGUCAUUGCAGAACAGAGUGUUAGUGGAUAUUUUGUUUUUUGUUUACAGAUUAUUAUAAGUAUAGGCCUCAUGUUUUAUGUAGUUCACCGAGCUCAAGUGGAAUUGAAUGCAGCUAUUGUAGCUUGCGAAAUGGAACUGAAAACCUCUCUGGUUAAAGGCAAUCAACCAAAUUCGAGUGGCUCUUCAUUCUACAGCAAGAGGACCCUAACAUUUUCUGGAGGUGGAAUCAAUAUUGUAUGAUUCUAAAGAAAUGUAUGAUUGUCAAGAGCCUAGUGUGCUGUCCAAGGUCUAACAGUCACUUCCCUAGUGGGCAGAGACAAGUUCUAUUUGUAUUACGGCACAAACAAAACUGACUAGUUUUUAAUUGCACAGUUUUUUUUAAAAGCAAAAAUCAUUUUCUGGAUAUGUAAGUGUAAAUGUAGAUGCAAUUUUGGCUGUACCUCUUUAUCAUGCCUGUAAUGGCCUAUAGGUCUGCACUUUAGUGUUUUUUAAUUAUUUUAUUUCUGGGUACUUAUGAACAGAGAAAUAACCCAAAUAUUUUUUCUGCUUAGUGUCUUUAUUUAUAAAGUAUACAUCUUCUUUACUUAUAAAGCUGAGUUAAAGUAUGCAGUCUUAAAUGUGUAAUAUUAUUGGAUGUUCUUUGCUUAGUCUUUCCAGAAGGAAUAAACAGUGUUUUUUUGUUUUGUUUUGUUGUGUUAAGUGGGACCACUUUGUUUCCCUUU